Molecule: messenger RNA, 13333 nt
Organism: Dreissena polymorpha
Lineage: Eukaryota; Metazoa; Mollusca; Bivalvia; Myida; Dreissenidae
Product: dynein axonemal heavy chain 6-like
Biological process (GO): microtubule-based movement
Cellular component (GO): dynein complex
Molecular function (GO): dynein light intermediate chain binding; ATP binding; dynein intermediate chain binding
Source: RefSeq, a predicted model, not a curated record
UGUACGAUCUUUUUCCGUUAACAAUUGAUUUAACGAGGUUGUUGCCAAGUGAUGUUAAACAUCAUGGCGGAUAAAUGUUCUUGAUCCGUCAUUGUUGCAAUUUUGAUAUAACUACUGAAGGCUUAUAAUUAAAAGUUUUGGCUAUUAAAGGAAAGCUCUAACAUGUCCUAUGGACAGCCUCUUACCCGCCUGAGCCUUAACGGCCAGACGGGCAAUGGCAUGGAAGGAAGUCCGAUGAAUGGGCGCCCCAAUGGGGCUUCACUGGACUCCCAGUACAAUGGUGGACCUGCUGGUCCCCUUUCUGGCCUCAAGGCUGUGGACCCUGAUAUAUUGAAGCAGCGAUUGUAUUCCUAUGCACCACAGCAGACUCCAGUCAAUCCACAUGUGCUGCGCUUCAACAGAAUUACACAGACUCAAGUCAGAAAAUCUAACAUUCCAACAGCCCCAAAACUGGAACCAGUGCCUAGUUUGCAAAAGUACCAGGAACGAAACCAGCCAGAAUACAUACAAAAGAAAAACAGAGAGAAAAUUGAAGCUGAAAAGUUGGCUAAGAUGCAGAUGGAGGUUGAUGUUUCCAAGUCUCUGAAGAGGAAGAGCAUGGUACCCCCGCCCCUGGAGCGUCCCCCAGGAGCCCCACCCUCGCCCUUACCUGACCUCCCUGAUGACCUUAAACUGGUGCAGGAAUCCAUGGGGCCUAAAGUGCCCACCCCUGCAAAACAACAGAAACCUAGCACACCCCGUGGCAAAGUGCAUGCAUCAGGCCCUGUUAUACCACAGUCCACAAAGCCUAAAGUGUUGGAGACAUAUGAAGGCCUGUGUGACACAGCCAAAAUCACAGACCUCAUCAAGGAGCAUGAGAAGAUUGGAUUCCUUUACCUGAGUCCGGCAGUCCCCAAAUCUUCAGUCAACUACCACUACUACAAUCUCAAAGUGGUUAACCACGAAAACAUCAACAAGACAGACUAUUGCACAAUCAGCCAGAAGGGAGUCACACGCAUACGCAGCGAUGAUGAGACAGAGUUUGUUACACUUGAUAGAUGGGAGCUGGAGUACAAUUACUUCAGAAAACUGAUAAAGAUUCCCACAUUUGCCCUAUUUAGAAAGUGGAAGGCUUUUAAUGUGUGGCGUGGCAAUGUAAAAUCCAAGAAGAUUGCACAUUGCAAGAAAGCACUCAAUGCCAACUUGUUCAUCGUCAACCCGUCCCUGAGGCCGGCACUGAUGAACGUGCGUGAGAUGUGUCACCGAAUAAGUGACAUGGGCCUUUGUAAGGUGGAGAAGGGUCACACCUAUACCCUGCGCGAGUUCAACGAGGCCCAGUUCAACCAGCUCAGUGAGGUGGCUGGACGCCUCAUGGAGUUCAGGGACCUCGUGAAGGAGGUUGUGCGAAGUGCCUGCAGGACAGCCCUGCUGGAGGCGGGAUUCACACCAGAUGACUACUUCUAUGAUGGAGCUGAGAGCCCAGGAGAGUUUGGUGGUGCCCCAGGGACUGCCUCUAGCUUCUUGAAUGAGAGCAAAUAUGAUGUGGACAUCUAUGGAGAGGCCCCUGAUAAAAUGACCUACACAGAGCAGGCCAACAAACGCGAGCACUGCAAGAGACUUACAUGUUUCAUCCGACUGGCUGACUACCUGAUUGUGAACACGAUGCACGUGCUGGCAGUCAACUCCGUGUCCACCCUUCUUAACUACCUGACAGAGCAGCUCCAGAACACCCCCACCCUGGCCCAGAUACAGGGGGUCGAACAGCCCGGGGAGCCCGUAAAGACAGAGGAGGAGAAGCCUUACGAGUCAGAUGAAUCCUUGGAGGAAAUUGACAGUGACAUUGAGGAGGGGGAGGAGGAUGAGGUAGCUGUGUUACCUCCCCUGUACAUCACUGAGUUUGUGCUGGAGCCGAUGCAGCUGCUCUUCUCGCCGGACAUCGAGGAGUUCCAGGAAGGCAUAGCCGAGGUCAUCAAGAGGUUCCAGGAUGCAGUGCUAAGUGUACAGAACCUCGUACCGGACACCUACUUUGAUGCCUUUACCAGGCCGAUCAUCAACAACAAGUUUGAGGACAAGACAUGUGGGGAGGGUCCCAGCCUAUCCACCAUGUUUGAUGAUGACAAACAUCUGCAGAUCAUCAUUACUUCUAUCAAGGAUGCCAUUACUGGAGCUUUCCGUGCUGCGAGCCAGUAUGCAGACACCUUUGAGCCUCACCGCGAGUUCUACAGGGAGAAUGAGAGCACAGACCUGGAGCUUGUCAAGAGUCAGGACCACGAUGUGGCAUGGUUCAGCGAGGCAUUGGAGCGUUACCACGGGCAACACAAGAUGGCAGAGCUGAUCAAGGAGAAGCGACCAAUCGGAAUGCUGCUGGUGGACGGCACUAAGAUGAAGCAGCUGAUCAUCCCGUCACCUCUCAGAUGUCUUGAUUGUGUGAACGACCUGCUGCCCAAGCUGGCCAGACGUGAGGUGGACCGGCUGAUUGCGGAGCUCCAGGACGCACAGUUCAAGCUGGAGAGCGUACCCAGCACCACCAUAGAGUUUGUCAAGUCUCUCACGUUCCUGGAUGACAUUCAAGUCAGGAUUGAGCCGCUGGAGAAGGAGUCGAUGGUGGUCAAGGACAUGUACGAGCUUAUAGACACUUUCCAUGUGCCCACACCGCUAGAGGACUUUGCUGUCUACCAGACUCUGGGUCCCAGCAUCACAAACGUGCGUAACGCCAUAGACAAGGCACUGGCAGAGAGGGAUGCCAACAUUGACAAGUUCUGCUCACACCUGGACAAGGACAUUGCAGAGCUGACCAAGGAGGUCAAAGAGGUCAAGCAGGAAGCACAGAACCCCAUCAUCCUGGAUGCUAAUGCUGACAAGGAGAAGGUGCGUACCGUCCUCAAGAAGCUGCUCUCACAGAUGGACGAGCUGCAGAAACGGGCCUUCACAUACAAGUCCUACCAGAAGAACUUCAAGGUGGAGGUGACCAAGUUUGAUGCCCUGGAGGAGGCACAUGCAGAGCUCAAGCUUAAAGACCUACUCUGGAAUGCCAUAGAUGAGUGGGACGGACUGCUGGCUGACUGGACUCAGGUUGCGUUUGAAACUCUGGAGCCUGAGUCGAUGAACGCAACCACGAUGAAGUACGCCAAGUCAGUGAUGCAGCUGGAGAAGGGGCUGCCUCCCAACGCUGUCGUGCCAAAACUGAAAGAGAAGGUUGAACUCAUGAGAGAGCGGCUACCAGUGAUCACUGACCUACGUAAUCCCUGCCUGAAGCAGCGCCACUGGGACGUGAUAGAGAAUGUUCUGGAGUACAAGUUUACCCCUGAAGACCCCCUCACCCUCGGCAAGCUGACUGACAUCAACGCAUUCAAGCAUGCCGAGACCCUGCAGGAGAUAUCGGGACAGGCCAGCUCAGAGGCCAGCUUGGAGGGCAUACUCAGAAAGGUGGAGGACUCAUGGAAGACGACAGAGUUUGUGGUGCUGCCCCACAAGGACUCCAAGGACGUGUUCAUCCUGGGAGGCACAGACGAGAUCCAACAGCUCCUUGAUGACAGCAACAUCAACAUAGCAACCAUCUCCAGCUCCCGCCAUGUCGGACCCAUCAAGUCACGCGUGGAUGAGUGGCAGAGGCAGUUGGAUCUGUUUGGAAAAACUCUGGAUGAGUGGUUGAACUGCCAGCGUGCCUGGCUGUACCUGGAGAGCAUCUUCUCUGCGCCGGACAUCCAGCGUCAGCUGCCUGCUGAGGCCAAGAUGUUCAUGCAGGUGGACAAGUCGUUCAAGGACAUAAUGAGGAAGGUCAACAAGGUGCCCUCUGCAAUACGUGCAGGCACACAACCUGGUCUCCUGGAGACGUUCCAGAACAACAAUGCUCUGCUAGACCAGAUACAGAAGUGCCUGGAGGCUUACCUAGAGUCCAAGAGAGUCAUCUUCCCCAGGUUUUACUUCCUGUCCAAUGAUGAGCUCCUGGAGAUUCUGGCUCAAACCCGCAACCCCCUGGCUGUACAGCCUCACCUCAGGAAGUGCUUUGACGCCAUCGCCAAGCUUGAGUUUGGUGUGCAGCAUGGAGACGGCAAGGCCUCGCCAGAAAGUGGUGAGCCUCAGGAGAUCCAGUACACCAACGACAUCCUAGCUAUGAUCUCACCGGAGCACGAGAAAGUCAGUCUUGGCAAGGGCCUGAAGGCUCGAGGCAAUGUUGAGGAAUGGCUGGGGAAGGUGGAGGAAGGAAUGUUCUCUAACCUGCGCAAACUCACUAAGGGGGCUAUCACAGACUACGAGCGCAGACCUCGCAGAGACUGGGUGGUGGCCCACUGUUCCCAGGUGGUGUUAACGGUGUCGCAGCUGAUUUGGUGCAGGGACGUCACAGAGAUCCUUGAGGGCGACUCUGACAGGCUGGAAGGCAUGAGGGACUUUGAACAGAAAUGCUUCAAGGACUUGAAUGAGCUUGCAGCCAUCGUGCGUGGAGAGCUGCCCUAUCUGUCGCGCGCAAUCCUGUGUGCACUCAUCACCAUUGAUGUGCAUGCCAGGGACAUGAUCACUGGCAUGGUCAAGAGCAAGUGUGACUCAGUGGAGAACUUUGAAUGGCAGAAGCAGCUACGCUACUAUUGGGACGUGGAGCUGGACAACUGUGUGGUGAAGAUGUCCAAUUCAACCUACAUCUACGGCUAUGAGUACCUGGGGGCCUCACCCAGGCUGGUCAUCACCCCACUCACCGAUCGUUGCUACCUGUGCCUGAUGGGGGCUCUACAGCUGGACCUUGGGGGUGCCCCUGCCGGGCCUGCGGGUACGGGCAAGACUGAGACCACCAAGGAUCUGGCCAAGUCCCUCGCCAAACAGUGUGUUGUCUUCAACUGCUCAGAUGGACUCGACUACAAGAUGAUGGGCCGGUUUUUCUCCGGUCUGGCCCAGUCCGGUGCCUGGUGCUGCUUUGACGAGUUCAACCGUAUCGACAUUGAGGUGCUCUCUGUCAUCGCUCAGCAGCUGAUUACUAUAAGGAACGCAAAGGCUGCAAAGCUGCAGCGGUUCAUGUUUGAAGGACGUGAGAUCAAGCUGAUCAUGAGCUGUGCAGCCUUCAUCACCAUGAACCCUGGCUACGCCGGCCGCACCGAGCUACCAGACAACCUCAAGGCUCUCUUUAGGCCCAUGUCUAUGAUGGUGCCAGACUACACCCUAAUAGCUGAGGUGAUCCUGUACUCGGAGGGGUUUGAGUCCUCGAAGGGCCUGGCCCAGAAGAUGACCCAGAUGUACAAGCUGUGCAGUGAGCAGCUCUCUCAGCAGGACCACUACGACUUUGGCAUGAGGGCCGUCAAGUCUGUGCUGGUCAUGGCCGGCGCACUCAAGAGACAGAACCCCGACAAGAAUGAGGACGUGGUGCUCAUCAGGGCACUCAGAGACUCCAACCUGCCCAAGUUCCUUGCUCAGGACGCCAUACUCUUCCAGGCCAUUCUGUCUGACCUGUUCCCGGGGGUGACAAUUCCAGAGCAUGACUACGGCAUCCUUCAAGAGGAGAUAGAGAGUGUGAUCACAGAGAGGAACCUGGUUGUCAUGAAAGCCCAGGUCAAGAAGGUCAUCCAGUUCUAUGAGACCCUGGAGGUCAGACAUGGGGUCAUGUUGGUGGGGCCCACUGGCGGUGGCAAGACUACAAUCUACCAGGUCUUAGCCCAGGUAUGUGGCAACCUGCAUGCUAAGGGAGAGAAGAAGCCAUUUUACCAGCCUGUGCACACGUACAUUCUCAACCCCAAGGCCAUCACCAUGGAGGAGCUGUAUGGGGGCGUGAAUAAGCUAACCCUGGAGUGGCAUGAUGGCCUUAUGGGCCUCACUGUCAGACACUGUGUACAGGACACAACGGCUGACCACCAGUGGGUUAUCUGUGAUGGACCAGUGGACGCGCUCUGGAUAGAGAACAUGAACACAGUGCUGGACGACAACAAGAUGUUGUGCCUGGCCAACUCAGAGAGGAUCAAGUUCACACCCUACAUCCACAUGCUGUUUGAGGUGCAGGACCUUGCAGUGGCCUCCCCUGCCACUGUCAGCAGGUGUGGCAUGGUGUACAUAGAUGCAGAUGAGCUCAAGUGGAUGCCAUACGUGAAGACAUGGAUGCACCAGUUUCAGUCACGCCUUAAGGACGAGGUGCGACAGUACCUCCUGGACCUCUUUGAGCGCUAUGUAGAGAACGGGCUGCAAUUUGUCAAAAAGAAGUGCAUACAGGUCAUCAAUCAGGUGGACGUUGCCAAGGUGGAGAUGCUUUGCAAGCUGCUGGAGUCACUGCUGUUCUGUCGGGGCGGGCCGGACUUCAGUAUGGACCCCCAGAAACUGAACAUCGUGCUGGCCACUACGUUUGUCUUCUGCUACCUGUGGAGUAUAGGAGGCAACGUUAUGGAGAGUUACUACGACCAGUUUGACUCCUUUAUGAGGAGCCAGUUUGAAGACAACGGGGACGCCAAGCUGCCCCCUGGUGGUGACCUGUGGAGCUGCUUUGUGGACUUUGAGACGAAGCGUAUGGACAUGUGGGAGAAGAUCGUGCCCUCGUUCAAGUACAACAAAGAGGUGCCCUUCUUUGAGAUGCUGGUUCCCACUGUGGACACUGUCAGGUUUGGUUACCUCCUCGAAAAACUGCUGGCUGUGAGGCACCCUGUCCUGUACACGGGAGAGACGGGAGUGGGGAAGUCCGUGAUAGCUCGUGGUCUGCUGACCAGCAUCACAGACAAGGCAGGUUAUGUGCCGUACUUCAUCAACUUCUCCGCCCAGACGUCCAGCAAGCGGACACAGGAGAUGAUUGAGAGCAAACUGGAGAAGAAGAGGAAGACUGUCCUAGGUGCCCCUCGUGACAAGCGCGUGAUCUUCUUCAUUGAUGACCUCAACAUGCCCAAGCUUGACCGCUACGGUUCCCAGCCUCCCAUAGAGCUGCUCAGGCAGUACCAGGACUUUGGAGGAUUCUACGACAGGGAGGCACUCUUCUGGAGGGAGAUACAUGAUGUGACCCUAGCAGCAGCCUGCGCGCCCCCUGGUGGCGGUCGUAACAAUGUGACACCACGUCUGAUCCGCCACUUUGCAAUGCUGACCAUCCCGUCUCCCUCGGAGCACAGCCUCAAACACAUGUUCAUGCAAAUCCUGGCGGGGUUCCUGAUGGACUUCCCAACAUCUGUUCGCCAGUGCACGGAGCCCAUAGUGGCAGCAGCUGUGGAGAUCUACGGGCGCAUGAGCACAGACCUCCUGCCCACACCCGCAAAGUCACACUAUGUGUUUAACCUUAGAGAUCUCUCCAAGUGCAUACAAGGCAUCCUGCAGGCUGACACGGGUGUGAUCCGAGACAACAAGCAGAUGUUCCGGCUGUUUUGUCAUGAGUCCAUGCGCGUGUUCCAUGACAGGCUCAUAAAUAAGGAGGACAAGGGAUUCUUCUACACCAUUCUUUCCGAGAUGGCAGGAAAACACUUUUCUGAGGAGAUCCACCCUGACUCGUUCACCACCAGCCCCAUCCUGUUUGGGGACUACAUCAAGAUGGGCACGGAGCGACAGGACCGCCUCUAUGAGGAGUUCACUGAUCACAAGAAACUGGCCGCCAUCCUGCAGGAUUAUCUGGAUGACUUCAACAUGCAGUCGUCCAAGGAGAUGAAGUUGGUGUUCUUCAUGGAUGCCAUGGAGCAUGUGUCACGUAUUGCACGCAUGAUCAGACAGGACCGCGGUAACGCACUGCUAGUCGGAGUGGGAGGCACCGGCAAACAGUCUCUCACCAGACUGAGCGCCCACAUCUGUGGGUACAGCUGCUUCCAGAUAGAGCUGAGUCGAGGCUAUGAUUACAAUGCCUUCCAUGAUGACCUUAAGAAGCUGUAUGACAUGGCUGGGGUGAAGAACCAGCACACUGUCUUCCUCUUCACGGACACGCAGAUUGUGGUUGAGGAGUUCCUAGAGGACAUCAACAACAUCCUCAACUCUGGUGAGGUGCCCAACCUGUUUGAACCGGAUGAGUAUGAGCAGCUUAUCAUUGGCUGCCGCACUGCCGCCAAGGAGGUGGGCAUCGCCGAGGGCAAUAGGGACGCCAUCUUUGACUUCUGUAUCAAUCGCGUCAGGAACAAUCUGCACACAGUGCUGUGUAUGUCGCCAGUGGGUAGUGCGUUCCGUACAAGGUGUCGUAUGUUCCCCUCCCUCGUGAACUGCUGUACCAUAGACUGGUUUACAGAGUGGCCACGUGAGGCUCUGCUCAGCGUCUCCAAGUCAUUCUUUGAGAAUGUGCAGAUUGGAACAGACGAGAUCAAGGAGAGCCUGUCAGAGAUGUGUGUGGAGAUCCACAUGAGCGUGACAGACAUGGCUGACCGCUUCUACAGGGAGCUCAAGAGGAAGUACUACACCACGCCCACCUCAUACCUGGAGCUCAUCAACCUAUACCUGUCCAUGCUUGCUGAGAAAACAAAACAACUGAAGAACGCCCGUGACCGUGUGCACAACGGACUGAUCAAGCUGCUGGAGACCAAUGAGCUGGUAGACAAGAUGAAGAAAGAGCUGGUGGCUCUUGAGCCAGAGCUCAAGAAGCGCUCGGAGGACACAAACACACUCAUGGAGAAACUGGUGGUGGACCAGGAGAAGGCAGACCAGGUGCGUAAAGUUGUGAUGGAGGACGAGGCUACUGCCAAGGUGAAGGCAGAAGAGACGCAGGCAAUAGCAGAUGAUGCUCAGCGCGACCUUGAUGAGGCCCUGCCUAUCCUUGAUGCUGCCAUUAAGGCCCUGGACUCCCUGGACAAACAAGACAUUGCUGAGAUAAAGGUGUUCAGCAAACCACCAGAGAUGGUUCAAACUGUCAUGGAGGCUGUUGCCAUUCUCCUCGGACAGAAGACUGACUGGGCCUCUGCAAAGGGCAUGUUGGCAGACAACAACUUCCUGAAGAAGCUUAUGGACUAUGACAAGGACAACAUCGGGGAAGCCACCCUCAAGAAACUGAAGAAGUACAUAGACAACCCGAAAUUCAUCCCUGAUGAAGUGGUCAAAGUAUCAAAGGCCUGCAAGUCCAUGUGCAUGUGGGUGAGGGCCAUGGAGACGUACGCACACGUGUUUAGGACUGUGGAACCCAAGAGACAGAAGCUUGCUACAGCCCAAUCUGAGCUGGACACAGUGAUGACCCUGUUAAAAGAGAAGCAGGCCAAGCUGGCCGAGGUUGAGGCCAAGAUAGCAGAGCUGCAGAAAACGUAUGACGACUCCAUGUCAGAGAAACAGAAACUGGAGAGGAACAUCGCCACCACAGCAGCCCGGUUGAAGAGGGCCGCUAAACUCACCACCGCCCUAGGAGAUGAGCAAGUCAGAUGGGGAGAAACUGUGGAGCAAUUCAAUAUUCAGAUCGGCAAUGUGGUGGGUGAUGUGUUUGUCUCUGCCGCGUGUGUGGCCUACUAUGGAGCAUUCACCAGCCUGUACCGCCAGGAGCUCGUGGUUGAAUGGACCGGCCGAUGCAAGGAGCUCAGUAUCCCAGUCACUCAAGGCAUGACGGUGGUGAACGUGUUAGCAGACAACUAUGAGAUCCGCCAGUGGAACAGUGACGGGCUGCCCAAGGACCAGGUCUCCACGGAAAACGCCAUCCUCGUGAAGCGCGGCAGACGCUGGCCUCUCAUGAUUGACCCACAGGAACAGGCCAAUCGUUGGAUACGUAACAUGGAGAACAAGAACGGUCUGAAAAUCAUCAAGCUGACAGAUGGUAACUUCCUGCGUACGCUGGAGAACUGUAUCCGUAUUGGCAUGCCAGUGCUGUGUGAGGACAUAGGCGAGAGUUUGGAUCCUGCGCUGGAACCAGUUCUUCUCAAACAGACCUUCAUGUCGGGAGGUCGGCUGCUGAUCCGUCUCGGAGACAGUGACAUUGACUAUGACAAGAACUUCAAAUUUUACAUGACCACAAAGCUGUCCAACCCUCACUACCUGCCGGAAGUGUGCAUUAAGGUGACCAUCAUCAACUUCACGGUCACCAAGUCAGGCCUGGAAGACCAGAUACUCAGUGAGGUGGUGAGCCUGGAGCGCCCGGAGUUGGAGGAGCAGCGUAACCAGCUGAUCACGAAGAUCAACGCGGACAAAAACCAGCUCAAGGCCAUCGAGGACCGCAUUCUCAAGCUGCUCUUUGAGUCUGAGGGAAACAUCUUGGACAACGAGGAGCUCAUCAACACCCUCAAUGACUCCAAAGUAACGUCAGGUCACAUCAAGCAGCGUCUAGCAGAGGCUGAGACCACAGAACAGAAGAUCAGCGCCGCGCGUGAGAAGUACCGCGUGGUGGCUACCAGAGGCUCAGUCAUGUACUUUGUGGUGGCAGACAUGGGCGGAGUGGACCCCAUGUACCAGUUCUCCCUAAAGUACUUCAAGGCACUCUUCAACAUGACAAUAGAAAACAGUGAGAAAUCUGAUGACCUUGCUACCCGCCUGCAGAUCUGCUUGCGGGAAACCACUCUGUCUAUAUACAAGAAUGUGGCAAGAGGCCUGUUUGAGAAGGACAAGCUGGUGUUCUCAUUCAUGCUGUGUGUGGAGAUCAUGAGAAACGCUGAGGAUAUCUCUGUAGCAGAGUGGAACUUCUUCCUGCGUGGAGCUGCAGUGUCAUCUGAAGGUCUGGACAAGGAGCGACCCCCCAAGCCUAGUGUCAAUUGGAUCAACCGUCUGGUGUGGAACCAGGCGUGCGACCUCAGUGAAUCUGUGCCUGCAUUCAGGGGCAUCUACAAUGACCUUACCAAGACGCCUUGCUGGGUGAAACUCGGGGAGCAUAAGAUCCAAGCCAACCCUGAGACGGAUCCGGGCUAUGGACCUGUGCCUGACCCGCCCCAGGAAGGAGAGGACAAGGACAUUGUGGAUGAUGGGCAGGUCAAGGGACACUGGGACAAGAGGCUCACCAGCUUCCAAAAACUCAUGUUCAUUAAAGUUUUCAAGGAGGAGCAGACAGUGUUUGGCAUCACAGACUUUGUGCGUGAGAACCUUGGUAACCAGUUUGUGGAGUCUCCCAACGUGGCCCUGCAGACCCUGUAUAACGACAUGACUAAGGUGUCCCCGUUGGUGUUCGUACUCAGCACAGGCUCCGACCCCAUGGGCGCAUUCCUGAGGUUUGCUAGGGAGAAGGGAUUCACAGACAAGAUACAGUCUAUCUCGCUGGGUCAAGGACAGGGUCCUGUAGCUGAGAAGAUGAUCAAGAGUGCUAUCGUCAGCGGUGACUGGAUCUUCCUUCAGAACUGCCACCUGGCUGCCUCGUGGAUGCUGUCGCUGGAGGAGCUGGUAAAGGACAUCUCCGAGAAACCAGACACGAUCCACGAUGAGUACCGUCUCUUCCUCAGCUCCAUGCCCACCAACAAGUUCCCCGUCAGUGUCCUACAGAACAGUGUCAAGGUCACCAAUGAGCCGCCCAAGGGACUCAAGGCAAACACAAGAAGGGCAUUUGCAGAGAUAACGCCCAACUUCUUUGAGGACCAUGUACUGGGUGCAGACUGGAGACGCAUUGUGUUUGGCAUCUGCUUUUUCCACGCCAUCAUUCAGGAGAGAAAGAAGUUUGGAGCCCUUGGAUGGAACAUUAAGUAUGAGUUCAAUGACAGUGACAGGGAGUGUGCCCUGCUCAACCUUCAGAUCUUCUGUCAGGAGGGCAACAUACCGUGGGAUGCCCUCGGCUACAUUACUGGAGAGAUCACAUACGGAGGUCGUGUCACUGACAACAAGGACCAGCGCUGUCUGAGGACAAUCCUUAAGAUAUUCUUUGCGGAGGAAACACUGGCAGAGGACUACAAAUAUUCACCCUCAGGCACAUACUUUGCUCCCAGCAUGCCUAAGCUAGAGGAGGUCCGCCAGUACAUCGAGGGUCUGCCGCUGAUUGAUGACCCAGAAAUCUUUGGCAUGCACACCAAUGCCAACAUCUCCUUCCAAACCCAGGAGACACAGAAGCUGAUCAACACCAUCCUGGAUGUGCAGCCGCGCAUGUCGGGCGGCUCCAGUGGCAAGUCGAAUGACGACAUCGUCUAUGAGCUGGCCGAGAGCAUCCUUGGCAAGCUGAUGGACAAGCUGGACAUUGACCUGGCCAAUCGGGAGAUGUUUGAGCCCGACGAGAAGGGCCGCCUUAACUCCCUGACCACCGUACUCACCCAGGAGGUGGAGAGGUUCAACAAGCUCCUCCAUGUCAUCAAGAAUUCCCUAAAGAACCUCCAGAAGGCAAUCAAGGGCUACGUGGUGAUGAGUGAGCAGCUGGAUGCUGUAUACAACUCGUUCCUCAACAGCCAGGUGCCCAUCAUGUGGGCAGACGCUGCCUAUCCGUCACUCAAGCCCCUGGGCUCCUGGGUGCAGGACCUCGUGUACCGGUGUGCCUUCAUUGACAGCUGGAUACAGCACGGACAGCCCAAGUCCUUCUGGAUGAGUGGCUUCUUCUUCCCACAGGGUUUCCUGACAGGCUCACUGCAGAACUACGCCAGGAAGUACAACCUGCCCAUUGACCACCUGAGCUUCAAGUACAUCGUGUACCCCUUUGUAAGGGACCAGAAGGAAGUUCACAAACAGACACAGGAGAUCAAGUUUGGAGAGGAAAUGGAGAUGGACAAAGGCCUGAAGGUGCCAGAGGAUGGUGUGCUGGUACAUGGCAUGUUCAUGGAGGCGUGUCGCUGGGACAUGAGCACCAUGACAGUGGUGGACUCGCUGGCUGGGGAGAUGAAUGCCGAGCUGCCCAUGCUACACAUGCAGCCGGAGAUGGACUUCACGCCUGACAAAGCUGAGUACGAGGCACCGCUCUACAAGACCUCCGCACGAGCUGGGACCCUCUCAACCACUGGGCACUCAACAAACUACGUGGUAGCAGUGUACCUGCCGUCCAAGUUCUCUCAGGACUACUGGAUAGCCAAGGGGGCGGCUCUGCUCUGUCAGCUGAACGAGUAACAGGAGGAAUACAGGCCGUUCUCAGCUGUAGUGUUGUACUGCUGGAAACUUUAUAAUUGUUUACUUGUGCAAAAAGAACAUUUAUGAAUUGUGAAAUAUGCUAUGCUAUGUAAAUUGUACAUUGUGCUUUUGUUAGGACCUUGUCGUGUUAUUUAUUGUUGCUGACAUUCUGGUUAGAAUUUAAUGUGGUUUGUUGUGUAGUCUGUGAUAUUGAACUGAAAUGCUUUGCAUUUGGACUGAAAUGCUGAUUUGUUGCUUCCUUAAUGAUGAUUGAAUGUUGUUAUAACUAAGUAUUGAUUGCCAUGCUGUGAUAUAUUUUAGUUGUAAGCUGAACCUAUAGACAUUCCGUCUCUUUUUGUAAUGUCAAAGAUAAAAUAAGCUCCGUCCAGUAUUGACAACUUCCAGAUUAUAUUCCUGUUGUAAGAUUGUAUUCUAUCGCCUUGGAGACAUUUUGUUUUAUAGAUUUUUGUUAUUCUUGUGAGUAAUCACUCUGUGAUGAAUAAACUCUUUACACUUA